ACUGGCGAAGGGAGAUCUCCGCGCCAGCGCCGCGAGCCACCGCUGCGUUUCGACGGUCUCGACCGUUGGGAAUCUAACUUCGUUGGCCUCAGGCAAGACGUAAGGCCGUCUAAACUUCAGCACUAUCACUUUCCGCCGGUCCUUCGAGACGGUUCCGGACACCUGGGGGGCGGUACGUGUCACCUCUCUGCCGCCUAUUUUCGUGCCGGUGUCUGCUUGCGCUGAGCCCGGUGCGAACCCCGGAUUAGUGCAAAGUGCGCCGGUGGAAAUCAAGCGCAGUGGAUGUGUGUGUGUGUCUGUGCCGACGAUAACGAUGUGGGAUGUACAGUGUGAAGUGUAGCGUUCUCGAGUGCCUUGGAAGAUCUGCGCCAGUGAAGUGGAACAAGACGUGAUAUCCAUAUCGUAUGGCGGAUAAUUUGCCGGGUACGACAAACUAAAAUUAUCAGUGACUAGAUGAAGAUGUGUCGUACGCGUACAAAACGUACGGUCCUUCCGCGCAUGAAUCCGUACCGGCACCGCACUCAUUAAGUAAGAGGAAGAAACAGAGACAGUGAACAGGUGCGGCUGGUAUGAGAUUCAAGUAUGUUGAUCCGGGGCAUAAUGGACGUGUAAAUAUCUCCGUUUUCUAACGUAGCCCAGCUUCAACGAAGUCUGGCAGAGACACUGUUACACACUGGCUCCACAAGAGGGACGAGUGGAUACUGAAACUAGGAGACAUGUUGCUCACGCACAACGGACUUCUGGAAGCCGCGAUAGUGUCUGCCGUGUUGGCAGGAACCACCGCUUGUUCUGUGCGUCGCCUCAACACCAGGCAGUGUCGAUAGCUAAUCAAAAGAGGUUGCAUGGAUGCUGGGCUAGGAAUCCCGUGUCUCGGAUGGCCGCCAUGUGCAUAUCCUUGUGGUAUCUGUGGUUGUGGCUCCUGUGCGGCAACACGCACGCAGAGUUCACGCGUCUCAGCUCACGGACGGUGACCACCAAGUACGGUGCACUGAAAGGGUACAUCGAGACACCGUCGGGUCGUCACCUGCAGCCGGUGGAAGUGUUCCUGGGUGUUCCGUACGCGACACCACCGACUGGGCCCAUGCGGUUCAUGCCGCCCGGAACCCCCGUGCAUUGGCGGGGCGUACGCAUGGCCGACCGACCGUCGCCCGUCUGUCCGCAGAGGUUCCCGGACAUUCGGAAUGAGAGCGAGGCACUCAAGAGGAUGCCCGUGGGCAGACUGGAGUACCUGCGACGGCUGUUGCCCCACCUGCAGAAACAAAGCGAGGACUGUCUCUACCUGAAUAUCUACACGCCGGCAGUAGUGGGUCGAGACACAGUGCGACUUCCAGUGAUGAUGUUCAUCCACGGAGAAUCUUACGAGUGGAACGCGGGAAACCCCUACGACGGCACAGUCCUUGCAUCCUACGGUAACGUGGUCGUCGUCACGGUCAACUAUCGAUUAGGUAUCCUCGGAUUCCUUCCGGCAAUGGAAAACAGCGCCCGUGGCAACAACGGGCUCAUGGACCAGGUGGCUGCGCUGCACUGGAUCCAGGGAAACAUCGCCGAGUUCGGAGGGGAUCCUCGGAACGUGACCGUCUUCGGUCACGGCACCGGUGCAGCCUUUGUCAACUUGCUCAUGCUCACGCCCAUGGCACGAGGUCUCUUCCAGCGUGCCAUCAUGAUGUCCGGUUCAGCGCUAAGUCCUUGGGCCUUAGCGAGGGAUGCGGCUGCACACACGCUCCAAGUGGCCACGAGUCUCGGUUGCCCGCCGGACAACCAAGGUCUGGUGGAGUGUCUCCGAGUGCGUCCUGCUGCCGACCUUCUGCGCGCACAAGUCAACGUACCAGACCACCUCAGCGCAUUCGGCCCCACUGUAGAUGGGAUUGUGCUCGCCAAAGAACCUCAGUUACUAAUGGAAGACUUCAAUACGCAGUAUCGGAACUACGACGUCAUGAUGGGCGUGUCCCGUCUCGAGUCUUACUUCUUCAUCACGGCUUCGGAAGAAAAGUACGGCAUCGAGGUGGACCGUCGGGAUCGCAUCCUCCGGACCCUCGUCAGAAACCUCUACUCGUACCAUCAACAGGAGAUUUUCCUCACCAUUGUCAACGAGUACACGGACUGGACGAAACCUUUCCAGCACCCAAUGAAUAUCCUUGAUGGCACGAGCGAGGCGGUGGGCGACGCGCUGGUCGUGGCGCCUCUGAUACGGGCAGCCAAUCUCCAUGCACAGGUGGCGCCAGCUACCUUCCUCUACGUCUUUGCCUACCAGAGCGAAGCCGGAGACUACCCGAGCCGCUUAGGUUGCAUCCACGGCGAGGAAUUGGCCUACCUGUUCGGCGCUCCCCUGGUCACUUCGCUCGCGCACUUCCCGCGGAAUUACACGAAGGCGGAGCAGUCCUUGUCAGAGGCCACAAUGACGUUCUGGACAAACUUCGUCAAGUACGGCGACCCGAGCUACUCAAUGCAAGAUGCGGAGCUGCACAGCGACAGAGCCAAGGGUCGCUUUGAACGCUUAGUGUGGCCCCCCUACGAAGCAUCGCAUCAAAAGUACCUCCUUGUAGGCAUGAAGCCCAAAGUGAAGGAUCACUACCACGCACACCGCCUCUCCUUGUGGCUCCACCUCAUCCCGCAACUCCACCGACCUGGCGGACCCGAAGUUGGCGUCACACACCACCUUCUCGACGACCACGACAAUCCGCUCAGUUACGACGGCACCGUGCGCUCAGACAAGUCCCCGCUGGCCAGUUCCUCCUCCACGUCCACCACUACCUCGUCGUCCUCCUCGCAGCCCUCUGGUUCCUCUUCGGGAGCUCCUCAUCCUCUGUCGCCAGCGGGACUACAUCCGGGAAACGACAGCACGCGUGGUGCAGCAGCGGCACCGACGCUGGAAGCGACCCCAACGUCGAACCCACUCAACCUGUCCGACUCCAUGAUGGUGCUCUUGCAGUACGGCGGCUACUCGACGGCCCUUAGUGUUACUAUCGCCGUCGGAUGCUCGCUGCUCAUCCUCAACGUGCUCAUCUUUGCCGGCGUCUACUACCAGAGGGACAAGACAAAGCUAGAGGCCAAGCUGCAGAAACGCAACUAUAAGGCUGGAAUGCCACCAGACCCAGACACACCGUCUACGGCGCCAGCGGCUCCGAGCAAACAACAACUAAGUGCCCUACGGGCACCACCUCCCUCACCGGUCGGCGUGUCUCAACAGCAGCAGGGUGGCUGCUGUGGUGCCCCACCUCCUGCAAACGACCCGCGGAUGGUGGCGGCCACACUGCCACCCAAGGUUCCUCCCAAGCGAGAUGCCGAUGGCAGAGUUCGACGAAGCCCCCCCUACGCCUCAUCAUCCUCAGCAGCAGGAGAGCGUGUGCAUCAUGCAGUGGAGGAAGCCCCUCUGAGAGAGGGACACAAGCGCUCCAUUUUUCGGAGGGACUUCAACGGCGACGCCUUCGCGAGCUGCAGGAAGGCAUCAACGCUGCCGGGUCCAAUUCGCCAGCUGUCUCACUACAACGGAGCCAGUGCAGAUGACCUGUUCGUACACCAAGCGCCCGGAGGUCUGUUGUCCACAGCAGGCAUUCCACGCUACGUAUCAUCCAUAGGCACCGCUCACACUGCCGAGGAGCUGGGCCUGCUGGGCAUCCGUGAUACUCCUACACGGAGGAAUGUUGAAGAUAUCCGAGGACAGCAAGGAAAACUGCGGCAUCCUGAAUUCAGGGUUCUCUGCGAUGUCCUUCCAUCUGGUUGCUUGUGUCGUGGAGGGUUGGAGUAGUGCAACUUGCCCGCAACUGUCUUUUUCUUUUAUUAAUACACAACUAUAGAAGGCUGUCCUUCGUUUGUUGGACGAUGACAAGACGCAAACGGCAGAUUGUUCCUAAAUAAUCCCGGUUUUCUAACUCAUAUUCGUGAGAGCUGUUGAGUGUCCUACGUUACAAGUGCUACUAUAUUUCGGUUUAUUUUUUUUUUUUUCGUGCUCAGAACUGGUACGUAACAAUUAAAUGGUACAGAUAAGUAAGAUUUACGAGCCUUUAUCCUUUACCCUCAGGCGCUCCUUUGCACACUUACAACAGCCAAGACAACAUGAGGACUAAUUUAUUUUUUUAUAACCCUAUCUGUACUUACUACUAACAAAGCGGGGCGAGACGCUUUGAGAUUCCCGAAGUGUGAAAGCUCUACAAAGGAAACUCUACCAGCACCUCAGUGCUCAAACGUAAAAAAUAAUGUUGUUGGAACUCGACGUUUAAAGCGUACCCUCUGUCGCCCUUGUUGCCGCGUGCUUUGGUACGACCCCACGUGGCGCCACUACUCCAACCUGGACACUACACGACGACAAUCACAGAUAUGUGAAUCAUGUGAAUCGUGAAUCAUGGAAGCCUUGUGAAGUGCUAUACUCUCUGUGCAAGUGCGCGAAGCUCCACACACGUAUCAUCGGAGGGGAUACUUUUUUUUUUAGACUGACUAUAUCUCGAAAUGAAGUGAAAUCACGGCAGCUGACUUGACCGAGGGAUUCCGUGCCGUCCCUGCGAACACGUGCACUCACACCUGGACAUGUUGAUAGAACAUGCCGCAUUUCUAGAACUUGUUCUAAAAAUCGUUAUCGCGAAACAGACUUGCGAGACGUCUUAUGGACGAGGCAAAAGUGUACAUACGAGGUACAUACGUUUUAGUUAAUAAAAUCAAUCGUUGAAAGUUGA
Ornithodoros turicata is the source of this 4667-nucleotide messenger RNA. RefSeq names its product neuroligin-4, Y-linked-like. Gene Ontology annotation, biological process: postsynaptic membrane assembly; presynaptic membrane assembly; chemical synaptic transmission. Gene Ontology annotation, molecular function: neurexin family protein binding; signaling receptor activity. Gene Ontology annotation, cellular component: postsynaptic membrane; cell surface; plasma membrane. NCBI's taxonomy places the organism in Eukaryota, Metazoa, Arthropoda, Arachnida, Ixodida, Argasidae. The record is from RefSeq and is a predicted model, not a curated record. The transcript is spliced from 11 exons. Bases 875 to 3745 code for a protein of 956 amino acids.